Molecule: messenger RNA, 558 nt
Organism: Mesorhabditis belari
Lineage: Eukaryota; Metazoa; Nematoda; Chromadorea; Rhabditida; Rhabditidae
Source: the annotation of a GenBank genome assembly
AUGAGAAGCUUAGUGCUCGCGUUCGUGGGGCUUGUCGGAGUGCUGGAGGCGCAAAGAUGUAACAUUUUCAGUCCAGGACACUGGGUUUCUCAGCAAGCCGUCGGGAUGACCGAUUUCGCCUCGGGUGGAGUUGCCACUAAUCCCAAAUAUUUCUGUUUUGACGGCUGCUUGGCGACAAGUGCUAUGGUGAGCGAUAUGCGAAUUCUUCUCGGAAACACGACCGUUCCAAAGAAGGUAAAAGCUCGACGAUCACCUGCACAACUUCAAGCUCUUCGCAAAAAAGCUGCACUUGACGGUGAUGAUCCAAAUGCUUUCGGUUGUGUGGAUGAUGGUCUUCGUGCAAACAUUGCCAAUGCGCUCACAAAGGUUACCGCCUAUAAUGCAAAGGGAAUUCUCCAAGCUCUCCAAUACAAUCUGAAUUUGCCCGGUUGGGCAAUGAUCGUCGCCGAUUUCCAAUUCGAAGCCAGUGAGAUUUUCCAGGACAUCAACUACUGUGACUACGACGCUUUAGUUGGCGCCAGUUACUACUCAAUCUGUAUGGCCAAACUUGACAUGUCA